AUGGUUAUUGAAAUACUAAGUGGUGAACCUAUUUAUCGUAAUGGUGAAUUUUCUGGAUUUGUUACUUCUACAGUAUAUGGUUUUACAUUUGAAAAACAAGUCUGUUUAGGAUUUGUUCAUGCACCUUCUUCAGAAAGAAUCACAGUCAAUUAUAUUCGUGGUGCCACGUAUGAAAUUAAUAUAGCAACUAAACGAUUUAAAGCACGUUUUAAUGUCUAUCAACCAGCUGAAAUGAAUCCUACAGUUCUACUAUAUAUAAAUUAA
This is a messenger RNA of Adineta steineri, 264 nucleotides long. The record is from the annotation of a GenBank genome assembly. NCBI's taxonomy places the organism in Eukaryota, Metazoa, Rotifera, Eurotatoria, Adinetida, Adinetidae.